This is a messenger RNA of Verruconis gallopava, 3637 nucleotides long. RefSeq lists its product as uncharacterized. The transcript has 5 exons. The record is from RefSeq and is a predicted model, not a curated record. Gene Ontology annotation, molecular function: calcium-activated cation channel activity. Gene Ontology annotation, cellular component: plasma membrane. NCBI's taxonomy places the organism in Eukaryota, Fungi, Ascomycota, Dothideomycetes, Venturiales, Sympoventuriaceae. The coding region runs from base 467 to 3208 and encodes 913 amino acids.
AGUCCGCCCUUCGAGCUCGCCGUGCCCAACGACACUCUCGUCCUUCUGCUCGGCGCCAGCGCAAAGUCGUCCGUCGGCUCACGCGUGCAUUCGACCAGGCCUGGCAAUCGAUCGAAGCCCCCCCGGUCACGACUCGCCGGCGUUGCGUCACUGGAGCCUCGCACGCGCCGAUCGCCCCAAUAGCGCCAGUGCGUGCGUCCCAAUUUACCAAACACAGCGCCCAAACAGACCUGUAUCGACGUCGUCGUCGUGCUCCUCCACCUGCUCCUCGUCCGUCAAAAACCCCCCCAGGCCGCCGUCCGCUCGUCCAAUUGCUGGCUUGUCAUCCAGACUGUCUGCAAUUGACUGCGCGCCUGUCACCACCACCAUCGCCGCCGCCAUCCUCUUCUCUGCUCCAGAACCGCAGCCGUCGUGUCCACCUUGCUGAUACACAGGGGUGCGACAAGGCCUCGUCCGCAGCCUCAAGAUGGAGGCCGUGCAUCUCCAUCUCGCCUUCGAGGAGGCUGCAAAGUAUUUUGUCCGGCGACAGGCUGUUAGCCAGAACAACGACAGCAACAUCGGCUCUUCGCAGAGCAGCUCCAAAAACUCCAACUCGGCCUCGUCGCUUCUUUCCACGCUCGUCCCCGUCCUUCUCGUGGCCGCCGUCUGGCUCGGCAUCUUCCUCGUCAUCCGUCCGAGAGCUGCGUGGAAGUAUGCGCCGCGCACCCGGUCCAAGACGCUGCAGAAGGGUGAUUACUCGCCCGAGCUCAGCAGCGGCCUCUUCUCGUGGAUCUCAGAGCUCUGGAAGAUUCCGGACACCUUCGUUCUGCAGCACCAGAGCAUCGAUGCCUACCUGUUCCUGCGCUUCAUGAAGAUCGAGGUCGUCACGUGUCUGGUCGGAUGCCUGAUCACCAUGCCCGUCUUGUUCCCCGUCAACGCGACCGGCGGGGCUGGACAGCACCAGCUUGACAUUCUCAGCAUGUCCAACGUAGAGAACUCGUGGAGGUUCUUCGCCCACGCUGGCUGCGCCUGGAUCUUCUUUGGCUUCGUCAUGUUCAUGAUCGCGCGCGAGAGCAUCUUCUACAUCAACCUGCGCCAGGCGUAUCUCCUGUCCCCCCUGUACUCUCGCAAGCUGUCCUCGCGCACUGUGCUCUUCACCUCUGUCCCGGACGACUACCUCGACGAGAAGCGUCUGCGCGACAUGCUCGGCGGUGCGGUCAGGCACAUCUGGUUCCCCACCGACACAAAGGAGCUUGACGACCUGGUCGGUGAGCGUGACAAGGUUGCUUUCAAGCUCGAGGGCGCAGAGACCAAGCUCAUCAAGACUGCGUGGAAGAACAAGUCCAAGCUUGACAAGGCCGCUGCGAAGAAGGGCGAGGCUGCACCUGCCUCCGCCGUGGCCGAGUCUGGCGACGCCGAGGCCACAACCACCGGCUCCAUUGCCGCCCGAUGGGUUUCGCCAAAGGACAGGCCGACGCACCGCCUCAAGUUCCUCAUCGGCAAAAAGGUCGACACGAUCAGCUGGUCUCGCGAAGAGCUGGAGCGUCAGAUCCCCAAGAUUCAAGAGGAGCAGCAGAAGCAUCGCGACGCUGCCGAAGGCGUCUCAAAGGUUCGCGCCGUCUUCGUCGAGUUCGACAGCCUUCGCGAGGCCCAGGCUGCCUACCAGAGCUUGACGCACCACAGAGUCAUGAUGAUGGCUCCGCGCUACACGGGAAUUCACCCUCUUGACGUCAUCUGGAGCAACCUUCACAUCAAGGGCUACGAGCGCUUCAUCCGCUAUUCUGCCACCCUUGCCGUUGUUGUCGCGCUCAUCAUCUUCUGGUCCAUUCCGGUCGCCUUUGUCGGCGCCAUCUCUAACCUGAACUACCUGACCAACAUCAACGCCUUCAAGUGGCUUCGCUUCAUCAACCACAUUCCCAGCGUGAUCCUCGGUGUCGUAACAGGCCUGUUGCCCGUCGUUCUGCUUUCCCUUCUCAUGUCCUUGCUUCCUCCAUUUUUGCGCUGGAUGGCCCGCCUCGGUGGUGCUCCCACGUACUCCGACGCAGAGUACACGCUUCAGAACUACUACUUUGCGUUCCAAGUCGUCCAGGUCUUCUUGGUCGCCACACUCGGUUCGGCAGCCUCGUCCGUUGUCACCCAAAUCAUCAACGAUCCCACCAUCGUCACCAGCUUGUUGUCCACCUCGCUGCCCAAGGCAUCGAACUUCUACCUUAGUUACAUCGUCUUGCAAGGCCUCGGUGUCUUUGCCAGCAUGCUUGUCGGCCUCGCUGGCCUGAUUGUCACUCCGAUUCUUGUCAAGAUCCUCGGCUCGACGCCACGCAAGAUCUUCUUGCGAUGGAACAGGCUCGCCGGUGUGGGUUGGGGCCAGGUCUUCCCUAUCAUGACCAACUUCCUCGUCAUCGCUAUCUGCUACUCCUGCAUCGCGCCACUCGUCCUCAUCUUCGCCGCCAUUGGCAUCUUUUUCUUCUAUUUUGCGUACCGCUACAACUUCCUGUACGUGUACAACACCGGCGUCGACACCCGCGGUGCCGUCUAUCCUCGCGCCUUGCAGCACCUCUUUGUGGGCCUGUACAUUGCCGAAAUCUGCUUGCUUGGCCUGUUCGCGACUCGCCUGAACUCUAAAGGUGCCAUCGGCCCGUUCGUCCUGAUGAUCCUGCUCCUGAUCUUCACUGCCCUGUUCCACGUUGGCCUCAACAGUGCCCUCGAGCCUCUCAUCAAGUUCCUUCCCAAGUCGCUGGAGGCUGAGGAGCGCCUUAGCCUGCUGCAGGUCGAAGAAGGCCAGACAACGGUCCCGCGAGACGGCGAAGCCGAGAAGGCCGACGUCGAAGCCCACAACGGCGUCAAGAACGGCGCAGCCGUCGUCGACGGGCCUGCUCCGCACAAGAAGCCCAACAUGAUCACCAAGUUCCUAAAGCCUCACAUCUACAACGACUAUCACACCAUGCGCCGGCUUGUUCCGGACAUGAUACCUGAAGAUGACGAGUUCGACGAGGGUAUGGUCCGCGACGCGUACCUUCCCCCAUCCGUCUGGUCAGACGUCCCCAUUCUCGUCAUCCCGAAGGACCCGCUCGGCAUCUCCGCGCAAGAGAUUCAGCAGACCCCCCGCGUGAUCCCCAUCACGGACGAGGCAGCCACGCUGAACGAGCAGGGAAAGAUCAUCGUCGACGACGAGAAGAUGGGAGAGAUCUACUUCUCGGACAAGACAAACAUGUUCGCCGACAAGUACUAGGUCCUGGCAAACCUCCAAUUGCGGUUUGCCCCCGACUCAUUCGGCGGGACGAUCAAGUCGAGGAAAAAAAAAAAAUAAAGAGUGAACAUAUGAAACACGGUAGCAUGACUGCCAGAUGGGGGAGAACUUGAAGUAGGUGUGCGUUAGGAUCCUUUUCUUUUUUGGUUUUCUUUGGUAUGGCAUGAGUCAGUGUGAAGGGCGCGACAUCGAUACCCGGGCCAAACAGAACGCCUUUUUAUUGUUUGAUUUGGCCUUUGUUUCAAAUUUUUAUUUUUUUUACCGUUCUUCUUGUGAAGCCCAUUCGCCCAAGCAACGAUAGGUUUAUCGCACGAAGCGAGCAAAAAAAGCAGUCAUUGAAAGCCAAAAAAAGGACUAUUACCACACACAUAUAUAUAUCGAAUGAGGUGCACAAAUGCCGUUUUUUUUUAA